Molecule: messenger RNA, 3233 nt
Organism: Physcomitrium patens
Lineage: Eukaryota; Viridiplantae; Streptophyta; Bryopsida; Funariales; Funariaceae
Source: RefSeq, a predicted model, not a curated record
GGGAAGGGGUAGGAGAAGAGGUAAGGGUGCAACGGGGUUGCCGACUCAAAUUCAGACCAGAGUCAGAGCUACUUGGCUCUUUCAUUGAGCAGUCUGUGCUCCUGAGCUGUGAAGCUCGCCUGGCGGUCGGAGCUCGGAGGUCAAGGAUCACGAGAAGACAGGGAAGCGGGACAAGAGUCUGCUUAAAGGAAGAAGUGACUGUGCAUUCAGAAGAGUUGUAGGCUAGCUAUGAGUAUGGAUGCCGCCGCUCACACCGCCUCCUCGACGUCGAUGCUUGCGCCGUCAGUGUCUCUGCGGCCGGGUGGAGGUAGGUCAGUCGCAUUUCGGCCUUUCAGAGGAGGAAGCAACUUGAGUAGCACCCAGCAGAGCAGCAACGUCGGCCAGGGAGGAACGCAUCAAGAAGGUGUUGGGAACCCUAGCGUGCGGAGGUUUGUUGGGGUGCCCCCGGAAAUUGGGUCCGUGAGGAGCUCUCGCGAUAGGAUCCGGUACAGCAGGGAUCGAUUGUUGCAGUUCAAGGAUGAGUGCACGGAGGCGCCGGAGGAGCUGGUGAACUCGGGGAUCGAUGGGUUGAUCAACAGCGGUGGUGCGGACGACUGGAUCAGGAGAGAGCCUAGGGAUGUGCCCCAGUCGCCGGCGUUCGGAGGUGCGGAGCCUGAUAACAGGGAUUGGAAGAGCCGAGCGCCGAUCCCUGCACCCACGGUCGCGCAGGAGGAUAGAUCAUCGUCUCGCGAUCAGCAGAGAGACAGAAACCCUAAGCAGCGCAAUGACAGGGGCGAUAGGAGCGAUAGGAGUGAUAGGAGCGACAACCGAGGUGCGCGCGAGCAAUCGAAUUCUUCUCAGGCGCAGCGGCAGCAGGAGAGCGCAGCGUCAGGACCGCUGCCCGCAAUCGUGAAGGCUGCGAAUCCGUGGUCGGCUCGGAGGGGAGCGCAAUCGGAGAAGGAGAAGGUGUACCGAACGGUGAAGGGGAUUUUGAACAAGCUGACGCCGGAGAAGUACGAUCUGCUGGCGGAACAGAUGAUGCAAGCGGGAAUCAGCUCGGCAGAGAUACUGCAGGGCGUGAUUUCUCUCAUCUUCGACAAGGCGGUGCUGGAGCCGACGUUCUGUGCGAUGUACGCCCGGCUGUGCUUGCAGCUGAGCAAGGAGCUGCCGGAGUUUCCGAGCGAGCAAGCUGGAGACAAGCCGAUAACGUUCAGGCGAGUGUUGCUGAACACGUGCCAGGAGGAGUUCGAGGGCGCGGACGCGAUGCGAGAGGAGAUAAAGAAGCUGACCCGGGCGGAGCAGGCAGUGGAGCGGGACGAGAAGGAGAAGAAGGUGAAGUUGCGGACGUUGGGGAACAUCAAGCUGAUCGGCGAGCUGUUCAAGCAGAAGAUGCUGCCGGAGAAGAUCGUGCAUGCGUGCAUCCAAGAGCUGCUGGGGCAGGAUCCGAAGGGCAUACCGGCAGAGGAGAACGUGGAGGCGCUGUGCCACCUGUUCACGACGGUGGGGAAGCAGCUGGAGGAGAGUGCGAAGUCGAAGAUGGCGUUCGACACGUACUUUGCGCGGCUGAAGGUGAUCGGGGACAGCAAGAAUUUGGCAUCCCGAAUACGGUUCAUGGUGCGGGACAUCCUGGACAUGAGGUCGAACAAGUGGGUGCCGAGGCGGGAGGAGAUGAAGGCGAAGACGAUCAACGAGAUCCACGCGGAGGCGGAAGCGAAAUUGGGACUACGGCCGGGGAUGAUGGCGCUGCGGAACGGGAGAGCUGCGAUGCCAGGGUUUAUGCCAGGGUCGGGAGGCAUGAUGCCGGGCAUGCCAGGAAUGCCCGGGAUGGCGGGAAUGCCAGGAGCACCAGGGGGAAUGCCCGGAGCACCAGGGGGGAUGGGCGGGGGUCCGAUGAUGGGGAGCUUCAUGGGGCCAAGAUUGGAGGCGGACGGAUGGGAGACGGUGAGCAUGGGGAGGAGGAGCAGGAAGGAAAGCACGGGAGUGCUGCCGAUGCCGGGGAGCGGAGGAUUUGGUGGGGUGGGCGGUCCGAUGGGCGGAGGAAUGCCAGGAGCGAUGGGUCAUCAGGGGCGUUACGGUUCUCCGUCGAUGCGGACGAGCAGCGUGGGUGCGAGGGUGCUGCCGCAAGGCAGCGGUGGGUACGGGUUCAUGGGGAAGCCAAGCGCAUUGCUGGGCAAUGCUCCCGCGAAGCCAGCGGUGGAGGUGGCGAAGGCGCCAGAAGUAGUGAGGGAAGCCGUCCGGCCAGCAGUGGCAGCCCAAGCACCGGCUGCAGGAGGUGGGGCUCCGGCGGCGGAGCUGACGAAGAAGUCGGAGUCGCUGUUGAAGGAGUACUUGUCGAUUGUGGAUUUGAACGAGGCGGCACUGUGCGUACAAGAGCUGAAGAAUCCAGGGUUCCAUCCGGAGUUGGUGAAGAUCGCGAUUUCGACAGCCCUGGACAUGCGCGAGAAAGAGUGCAACUUGGUGCUGAAGCUGCUGUUGCACUUGCAGUCGAAGGGGGUGAUAUCGAGCGGGGACUUGCGGGGAGGUGUGUUGAUGGUGAUGGAAGGGCUGGAGGACAUGGCGAUGGAUGCGCCGUUGGCUCCGAAGCAGUUGGGAAGCAUGAUUGCAGGUCUGGUUUUGGCUGGGGCGUCAGAGCUCCGGUUGGUGCAGGAGGCAGUAGCUAAGCUGGAGGACGAGUUUGUACAGAAGGAUGUGUUAAAGGGUGUAGUGAACAAGUUGAAGGAGAACGAAGCGCAGCUUGAUGAGGUGUGUCGGAGGGCUUCUGUGGACAAGGAGGGGAUGUUGAGUGUGACAGUGGGGAGUGAUGUUGCAAAGCUUUUAGGUUAAAGGAAGGUCGUUUUUAUCGAGGUUUUGGAUGGGGAUACUGCAAUAUAUCUGUGAAUACGGAUAUUUGAGUAAGAAGUAAAAUGUUGUGUAUAUUUCUUCCUAUGGACACUAAGAUUGCUGGUUUUUCAAUGGUUAUGAAAUUGUUCUGGACCUAAUUUAGAUCGUUAGUUUUGACUCAUUGAGCUAGGCCUGUUGGUUUAGAGCGAGUCCCCUAGAUGUUAUAGAGUUUGUGUCGAAUCGGAGUUAACAAGGCAUUGUUUGUUGUUAUGCCAUGUCAGCUUGUGAAGUUGGACGAUUGUAGGUUAUAAAUUAGUGACUGGUGAAAAUUCUGCGGUCACGAUCCAAAUAAUCUGGCUUUUAUGGUUCAUGUGAUUUUAUCUUGGAACUUUUCCAUACUUUCAAUGACACCUGUAACGGUACCUUUGUGAGCA